Messenger RNA from Durio zibethinus, 595 nucleotides. The record is from RefSeq and is a predicted model, not a curated record. NCBI's taxonomy places the organism in Eukaryota, Viridiplantae, Streptophyta, Magnoliopsida, Malvales, Malvaceae.
AUCGUUGGUUCUUUACUAGACCAAUGUAAGCGAGGACCACACCCCUUUCCUUCCUAUAAGAACUCCCUCAAACAUAACCUCUUUCACCUCAUCAGCCAAACGCAUAACUCACAAAGUUUACCCUCUAUUUUCUCUUCACUCACAACAAUCAAAUUCAUCAUCAGCAAAAGGUAAAGAUGAAGAUAAGCAGUGCCACCAUGGGAGCCUCAAAGAGAAGGCUAUCAAGCAGAGGCCUUGGAGGGGCCCUCCGAGAGCAAAGGGCUAAGCUUUAUAUAAUACGAAGAUGUGUGGUUAUGCUUGUUUGCUGGCAUGAUUGAAAUUCCCAGGCCAUGCUAAUGGUAAUGGUCAUGGAGGAUUUGGGGGGUCUUUUUCUUUCUUUCUUCUUCUUUUGGUGGAGUGUAAAUACUAGCAGCGGAUGUCAUCGGAAGUCAAAAACAAGUUUUGUAUGCCUCGGCCUUAUGGCCUAGAUGUAAAUUAGAUAUAGCUUUUAACUAAAUCUUUGAUAUUAUUUAACAAAGUAUAUGGUCGUUUAUUAAUCUUUAACAUCUGCUUUUUCUUUUUGGUCAUGAAUUCUUUACGGCUUACCAUAUAUAAU